Molecule: messenger RNA, 1272 nt
Organism: Lepus europaeus (European hare)
Lineage: Eukaryota; Metazoa; Chordata; Mammalia; Lagomorpha; Leporidae
Product: putative neuroblastoma breakpoint family member 5
Exons: 11
Coding region: 1-1272 (423 amino acids)
Source: RefSeq, a predicted model, not a curated record
AUGGCAGGAUCCCACAGCCCUGCAUCAGAUCCUGUGGACCUCGAGUGCCAGCAAUUGCGAUCCCAGCUGGCAAAGAGCCAACAGGACUACUGGGAGCUCAAGGAGAAGUUUCUCAUAGCUGAGGCCACAAACUUUGCCCUGGCCAAGGAGCUGAAAAAAUACAAUUGUGAGAAGUUUAAAAACAUCAUUGAGUCCAUACUGACCAAGAAGCUCCACACUGAGGAGGCGCUGGCAGAGAAGCCCACAGUCCCAGAGCUGCUCAGGCAUUGCCGUGGUAUCCUUGAAGAUCAGGACCAAGAACUUUCCCAGUUACGUCCCAAGGUCCAAAGGGGGAGAAAUCUAGCCCACAUCUUGCAGCAGUACCUGAAGGACGUGCUCACCGUGCAUGACCCUGAGACCUGCAAGGGGCAGGGCUUCCGACGACUACUCACUGAGGCUGUCCGGCUGUCAGCGUGCCUUGAGGACCUGCUUGGAGCAGAAAAUAUUGAAGAGGAGGAAACACCAGCACAAGGACCUGUUGCUGACAGGGAGCUCCCAGAGGAGCAAGAGCGGGAAGACACAGAAGAUUCGCUGGAUGAGUGCUACCUCACUUCUUCGAUUUCUCUGGUCGUUUCUGAGCUUGACCAUUCCACGUGGAGCAGCUGGUGCCCCCUGGAGCAUCAGGACGUGCUCUCUCUUCCAGAUGCAGAUGAAAAGGAAAAUGACAAUGAUGAAGUGCAAGAGGAAGCACAAGCCCUGUCACACUCCAGUCUCAUCAGAGAGAUUCCAGAGAUUGAAGAUCAAGAUGUCUCACAAGACUCUCACGAAAAUCAAUAUAACGAAGUGGAUUUGCAAGAGCAAAAUCUCACAUACACUUCCAGUCUCUUCUGGGAUAUUCCAGAGAUUGAAGAUCAAGAUGUCUCACAAGACUCUCACGAACUGAGUUUGGUUGCUGCCCCUGAGAGGAAGACCCGUUCCCAGCUGGAGGGAGGUCCUCACAAAGAUCCCAUCACCAGCACCUGUGAGAGUCAGAGUAUCAGCCCCAGCGAUGUCCCGAGUUCCCCAAAAGAAAAUGUUAUCAAAGGAAAACAGAAGCCCAGGAAAUGGGAACUGGCCUGCCAAUUCCCUGGCCUGGAGAAGAAGGGCAAACCACAGACCAACAUAUCCCAAAUACAGUUGGAAGGACAGAACAGUAUUGCUGAUUGUAACAUCCCCACCUCUUCAAAACAUCUAACACAGGAGCUCCGCUUCAACAGCAACCAGAACACCAAGAACACAAUUUCAACCCCAUGA